Molecule: messenger RNA, 1536 nt
Organism: Penicillium cataractarum
Lineage: Eukaryota; Fungi; Ascomycota; Eurotiomycetes; Eurotiales; Aspergillaceae
Product: cytochrome P450
Exons: 5
Coding region: 1-1536 (511 amino acids)
Molecular function (GO): heme binding; iron ion binding; monooxygenase activity
Source: RefSeq, a predicted model, not a curated record
AUGACCUGGUCGGGAGGACUCGACUAUUUUGGGCCUUCAGGAAUAGAACCUAGGACAACCGCGGCAUACCUAUUCAGUGCUGCGGGUGUUCUCUACUUCGUUCUUGUUAUAAGCCGCCUCUUUUUCAACCCUUUAUCCGACUUUCCAGGGCCCCGUCUUGCGGCAGCAACUCGUUGGUAUGAAGCAUACUUCGACAUCCUACGUGGGGGUCAGUUCAUGUAUGAAAUCCAGCGUCUGCAUAAAAUCUACGGACCUGUCUUGCGCAUUGGUCCUAACGAGAUCCAUGUCAACGACCCCGACUUUUAUGACGUGUUGUAUGCCGGACCAACUCGACGUCGCCACAAGGAUCCAUGGUUUCUAUCCUCUAUUGCACCCGGCAUGUCUUUUGCUGCCAGUAACUAUGACCAUCAUCGCGCACGACGCAGUGGUUUGAGUCCCUUCUUCUCUAAGACAGCUGUCAGAGGAUGGGAGCCAGUGAUUCAGGAGAAUAUUCGGCUACUAUGCCAACAUUUUCACCGAGCACAGGAGACCAGCCAAUUACUGGAGUUGCACACCUGUUUUGUCAACUUUGCUGUUGAUACUGUCUCACAAUAUGUGUUUGGCAAGGACUCCGGGUUCGAUACACUUAAGGAACCUAUACUAAGGGAAAAGUGGAAGAAGGGAGUCAACGGUAUAUUCGAGCUACUCUUGCUCGUUCGUCAUUUUCCCUGGAUGUACUUCCUCUCCAGGAUUACUCCCGUUUGGUUCUCGCGUAUAUUUUUCCCGGCAUUCGGCCAUGCUGCUGCAAUCGAGAGGGACGUUGAGAGACACACUCUAAAGGCUUUCAAUCGCCAUAGUGGUUCUGAAACCUCCAUUAUCGACCAUCUUCUAUGCAAUGACAAACUUCCGCCUGCAGAGCGUACUUUGGCCCGGCUGACUGACGAGGCCAAGUUCCUACUAGUUGCGGGGACAGAUGCGCCUUCUCAGGUGAUGGCAAUUACGAUGUAUCACGUUUUAAGCAACUUGGAAGUUUAUAACCUACUCCAAGAGGAACUGCAGAUUGCUUUACCCGAUGCAAGUAUGGACAUUUCAUGGAGUGAUCUCGAGCGGUUACCCUAUCUUGACCAGACCGCAGUCAUAUCAGAAGGCUUGCGGCUCUCCGCGGUCGUGACCUCGCGUCUGCCUCGAAUUGCCCCGGACGAGGAUUUGGUCUGCCACGGUUGGCGGAUUCCUGCAGGCACUUCUAUCAGCAUGUCAAAUCAUUUUGUCCUUCGCGAUUCCGCCAUUUUCUCCGAUCCAUUAACCUUCCAUCCUGAACGGUGGUUGUCCUCAUCAUCUACGUUGAGCCGGUAUCUCGUGCCAUUUUCAAAAGGUAGCCAGGGCUGCUUGGGGCCUAAUAUGGCCUGGUGCUGGCUCUACAUAGGGCUUGCUACUCUCUUUCGCCGGUUUAGGUUGGAACUCGUUGACACGGACGAGAGCAACGUGACGAUCGUCCGUGAUUGUUUUAAUGGACAAACGCCUACUGGUAAAAACCGUAUACAAGUGAGGGUUCGCUAG